UCCCUCACGGGACUAUCAGUAGUCAUGUCUGCUCCAGCAGUGUUCAAAUUCACUGGAACUGCUUGUCCAGAGCGUCAUCUUGAGGCUGCAGAGAUUCUAGGUGCUGACAUCUCCAAUGCCAACAGGGCUGAUGCAGGUGCCAUCUUGGCAGACACUGUGCGAGGCUACAUGCAGGUGAUGAAGGUGGAAAAUGGUCUCACAGAGCUAGGGUACUCCAAGUCUGACAUUCCUGGACUAGUCAAGGGAACCCUGCCUCAGCAUCGCAUAACAAAGCUAGCACCCAGAGAACAGAGUGAAGAAGACUUGGCUCAGCUCUUUGAAAAUUCUUUCUCGGUCUACUAACCAAGAUUAAGUGUUAAGUCCAUUGUCAGUGCCAUAUGGAAUCUCAUGUCCACUUUUCAAAUAUCGGUUGUGGUUCAUGUGCCUUAUUCUCUCAUCAUGUAUUUUACAUAAGCAGUGCCUGUAUCUUUAAUCUAUAACCUUUUGAACC
Molecule: messenger RNA, 490 nt
Organism: Homalodisca vitripennis (glassy-winged sharpshooter)
Lineage: Eukaryota; Metazoa; Arthropoda; Insecta; Hemiptera; Cicadellidae
Product: probable hydroxyacid-oxoacid transhydrogenase, mitochondrial
Exons: 3
Coding region: 25-342 (105 amino acids)
Cellular component (GO): mitochondrion
Molecular function (GO): alcohol dehydrogenase (NAD+) activity; metal ion binding
Source: RefSeq, a predicted model, not a curated record